GUGAAGGCGAAGAUGCCGGUUCACUCACGGGAAAAGAAGGAAAGUAACCACAAUGACAUGGAGGUCGACUAUCCGGAAAAUGAGGGCAGUAGUUCCGAAGAGGACGACUCGGAUAGCUCCAGCGGGAGCGAAGAGGGAGACAGCUCGGAGAUGGAUGAUGAAGAUUGUGAAAGACGCCGAAUGGAAUGUUUGGAUGAAAUGUCUACCCUUGAGAAACAGUUUACAGAUCUCAAAGAUCAACUUUACAAGGAGAGGUUGAGCCAAGUAGAUGCCAAACUGCAGGAGGUAAAGGCAGACCAAGCACAAGAAUAUCUGGAACCCCUUGCAAAUUUACAGGAAAACAUGCAGAUCAGAACUAAAGUAGCAGGAAUAUACCGUGAACUGUGCCUAGAGUCUGUGAAGAACAAACAUGACUGUGAAAUUCAAGCAGCACGCCAACACUGUGAGAGUGAAAAGCUGUUGCUUUAUGACACGGUUCAGAGUGAACUGGAAGAGAAAAUACGUAGAUUGGAAGAAGAUCGCCACAGUAUUGAUAUUACCUCUGAGCUCUGGAAUGAUGAGUUACAGUCGAGGCGGAAGCGAAAGGACCCAUUCAGCCCUGAUAAGAAGAAAAAGCCCGUUGUAGUGUCUGGCCCAUAUAUAGUUUAUAUGUUACAAGACUUGGAUAUACUUGAAGACUGGACUACAAUAAGAAAGGCAAUGGCUUCAUUUGGGCCUCACAGGGUAAAACCCGAAGUUACAGUCAAGAUAGAGAAACAUCAACACAGUGCCAGAUCAGAAGAAGGUCGGCUGCAUUAUGAUGGAGAAUGGUAUGGUCGAGGACAGACAAUUUGCAUUGACAAAAAAGACGAGUUUCCAACCAGUGCCGUUAUCACGACAAUUAACAGUGACGAGGUCUGGUUUAAGAGGCAAGACGGCAGCAAAUCAAAACUGUACAUUUCUCAAUUACAGAAAGGAAAAUACAGCAUCAAGCAUAUUUGAUUGUCCGCUUGAUACGAUCAUCCGCUACAGGCAGCUUCUCGCUGCAGCCCUUGUGCAACAGGAACGUGCCAUUUUAUGGAAUUAUAUGUAUUUAUCUACCUUCAUUUCUUGUAUUUGCAAGUAUUACUUCAGCUGUGUAAAUGAGUGCAUAUUGUGUAAUAUCAUGGCUCGAAGUAUUUGACGGCUUAUCUGUGUACCUUGGCAAGGUAAUAAUCAGUGGGGAUAUUCUGUAUGGUACAAUGACUGAUAACUCCUGACCUCAUUCAUUGCCAAAACCACAUAAAAAUGGGCAGCGACAGCUGAUGCUCAAUAUAGGAUACAAAGCAUUGUGGCUUAAAGGGACACUAAUUGUGCAAUACAGUUUACAAGAACCUGUAAGCUCUUAUUGUGAAAGAGAAACUGAAAAGUUCCCGUAACAUGGUAGAAGUGGAAUGAUUAAGAUCGAUAACAUUUGUUUCUAAAGCGGGCGUUUCUAGUAUUCUCUCACAUGUUGCUAACUUUGGUAUGCAUAUUGGCAAGCUGCAUCCAUGUUGCUUGAAAUUGCUAGGAACAUAUUUUAUCUUUAAUUUUUUUUUAUCAAACCAGGAGCAAAGCCUAAACAUCUGAAAUGUGCCGCCAGCUUUUAUAACUGACUAUGACCAUCAUUCCUCCCCCCCUUCCGCAUAUGUAAGCAUUUGUAUUUUAGCAUUAGUGUGUCUUUGUGUCAAAUAUCUAUCAAAUCAUAUUUUAAAAAUCCAUUUGGAGCGCACACAGUAUUCAAAAGACUGAGACAGUGACUGCUGUGAGCCACCUGGGAUGUUUUAUAUGCUGGCAUGUUUGAGGUACUUCAUUAAAAGUGUAAAACAUUCAGAAUUGGGAGAUAUUCUCUGCAGUUCCCUGCAUCCUCCAUCAAUACUGGAUUCAGCUUGAGCUGAAGGAUUGCAUUGAAGUUAGUCCCCUAAAGGGAAAAUAAACCCUUCUAUAAAGCAAUAUGUAUGUCACAUUUCAUAUGUAGACACAUCAUUUUGCCUUUUCUGCAUAUUCACAUUUUAAAAAAAUGAGUGGAAUUUGCCAAAUUGCUUGUUUUUAAAUGCAGAAUUCUUCAAAGGAAUCCACCAACAGUAAUGGCAGUGUGUUGAUAUUAAAGCAUUGUUGCAUUUCAGGAUUUAUUUAUUUGGCAGAUGGCCACAUGGAUAUUGGGAAAGAAGGAAUAUUUCGUGAACACAAGAAGCUGUCUUUUUCUCCUCUUACUGUCUCUGAGAGAGCAACAUUUUAAGAAUUAAACUCCUAUAACUAGCUUGUACAGAUAGUGGUUCUAUUGCUAUGAAUAGGUCAUACGCUCCUGAUUUGCGAUCAAAAGGAUAAUGGUUAUCUGCAGUGCUAAUAAUUAUGUGUUUGCUUUAAAACACACCCACUCUCAGUUUACU
Messenger RNA from Xenopus laevis (African clawed frog), 2387 nucleotides. RefSeq names its product BRMS1 like transcriptional repressor L homeolog (gene brms1l.L). The transcript has 10 exons. Gene Ontology annotation, cellular component: nucleoplasm; nucleus. The record is from RefSeq and is marked provisional. NCBI's taxonomy places the organism in Eukaryota, Metazoa, Chordata, Amphibia, Anura, Pipidae. The coding region runs from base 13 to 981 and encodes 322 amino acids.